GGUUUUACUGCAGACAGUGGCCAAGAAGGGGAAGAUAACAACAACAAGGAGCUAAAGCAAGUCUUUGUUUCUAGCAUACUGUUGCUCCUCCUAUCCCCUACAAAUCUACAAUUGCAACUUUAGGUUUUGUCUGUUGGGAGAUAAGUACCCCCCCCAAUUCAUGACUUUGCCAAAAUCUGCCUCCCUCAAACUUUCAGGUUUUCAGAACCUUCCAUUGACAGCCUUAGGCAUGCUAUGCUAAUAUGCUGUGCUUGGCUUCACUUGUCCCUUUGUGCUUUUGGACUCGACACUGCCUGCCCCUGCUAUAUCUAGAGACAAGACAUCACCAUGAUUGAUCAUUGUACAAACCAUUCUAGCUACAGAGAGAGCCAAGGUAGAGACUUGUUUGUCUCCAUCUGAGCAGCAGCAGCAGAAGCCAACAUGGUGCAGCACACAAGCCGUCUCGACCUUUUCUUGGUCUGCACCGUCGUCGUCGUGGUUGUGGCGCUGCACCACGCCACGGCGGUGCACGGCCUGACGAGAGCCGAGCUCGUCCUGGCUCCGGCUCCGGCUAUGGCGCCGGCGCCGGCGCCUCCGGCCAACAAUGUCGUCGGCGUCGACGCGGCGAAGGAGCGGUUCGCGGCGACGACGGCCGCGGCGCAGACGAGCAAGUGGCGAGUCCGGCGAGGCUCCGACCCGAUACACAACCGGAGCUGAUGAUGAUCAUCAUCAUCAGAACAAAAUGCAACUUCUUCGGCAGCUGAAGGUGUUGGUUUUUGUGGAUUUGGUAGAGACAAAACUUUUGUGUCCAGAGAUGAUGAGAAGAAGAAGAAGAAGCUCAUGAGGAUUCUGGACAAGAUUAAUAGAUUAUGUGCUCCUCCGGUUUAGGAGAUGAUGAGAAGGUGGACAAGAUGAUGACGGGUUUAGUUUCUUUGCGUAGCCAGCUUAGGACAGAAGCAGCAGAGGGUUGGUUCAGUGUAAUACUGUAAUGUAGGCCAUUCAGUUUGACUGUAAUAUAGCAAAUUCCUCAUCA
This is a messenger RNA of Oryza sativa Japonica Group (Japanese rice), 1012 nucleotides long. RefSeq lists its product as uncharacterized. The record is from RefSeq and is a predicted model, not a curated record. Lineage: Eukaryota; Viridiplantae; Streptophyta; Magnoliopsida; Poales; Poaceae.